Colius striatus (speckled mousebird) is the source of this 3984-nucleotide messenger RNA. It is a transcript of the gene RFTN1, whose product is annotated as raftlin, lipid raft linker 1. NCBI's taxonomy places the organism in Eukaryota, Metazoa, Chordata, Aves, Coliiformes, Coliidae. The coding region runs from base 215 to 2008 and encodes 597 amino acids. The transcript has 10 exons. The record is from RefSeq and is a predicted model, not a curated record.
UUUCUGCCGGGCAGGGGGCCGGGUGGCGGCGCGGCGCCGCCUCAGCACCUCCCUGUCGCGGAGCCGAGGGGGGAGCGGCCCCCGAGCGCGGCGGGCGGGCACGGGCGGCAGCCGGAGGAGGAGGAAGCACUGUCAGUGGGGCCGUCCGUCUCCGCCCGGCGGGCAUCCUUCAGCACCGCCGGGCUGCGCUUCGCCUGUCCCAGGAGCUGCUGAAAUGGGUUGUGGAUUAAACAAACUAGAGAAGCAUGAUGAAAAACGGCCUGGAAAUAUCUAUUCAACUUUGAAGAGGCCCCAGGUAGAAACCAAGAUAGAUGUUUGCUAUGAAUAUCGAUUCCUGGACUUCACAACACUAAAUGACACUGAGCUGCCAGGAUCAUCUGCAAUCAAGCUCUCCUCCUUGCGUGAUCUUCCAGCUCAGCUGCAAGAAUUGUACCAGCAGGGCUUCAUCUUGGCUGCUGUCCACCCUUUCGUGCAACCAACUGAUGAAAAAGAGAAAACUCCCCAGGAACAAAUCUUCAGGGCUGUGCUUAUCAAGAAAACAGAAAGGUCUUCAAAAGGUGACAUCCAUAGUGAAGGAUAUGUCUUGGAGGUAGAGCACUGCUCCUAUUUGAACCAACUUUCAGACAAAAAGGAGAUAACUGAUUUUAUUAAGAAAAUUCAAGAUGCUGCAAGUCAAGGCUUGAAAUUUGUUGGAAUUAUACCUCAGUACCAUUCCCAAAAGAACUGUCUUGUCAGCACCUCCGUGACACCCACCAGCAACAACUCUGUGCAAUCAAGAGAUAAUAAAAACGUUUCAAAUUACCCUGAGGAUCAUGCUUCACUGGAUGGUGAGAAAAUUGAUGGCAUUAAUGGAUGCAAUACUCCAGCACCAAGUGAGGAAAAUGAUGACCAAUGUGCCACAUCCAGGGAGGGUUGGAGAGGUGAAGGGCAGGAUGCUGAAGAGCUGAAACUCAAGUCUCCAAAGGGAAAUGAAGAACAGUUGCCACAUAUGAACCCAAGUGUAACAGGAGCAACAGACAAGCUGAAUGGACUUGCAGAGAACGAAACACCAGCACGAGACUUAAAACCACUUAGUGGCCAAGCAGAGAUCUUCGCUCUCUUCAACAAGCCAAAAUCCCCACAAAGAUGCAGCCAGUAUUAUACAGUGACUAUCCCUAUGAAGAUCUCCAGGAAUGGGCAGACUGUCAACAGCUUAGAAGCAAAUUGGCUGGAGCACAUGACAGAUCACUUCAGGAAAGGAGGCUCAUUGGUAAAUGCCAUCUUCAGCCUUGGAAUGGUAAAUGAUUCUUUACAUGGGACAAUGGACGGAAUAUUUCUCUUUGAAGAUGUUGCUGUGGAAGACAGUAAAACCAUGCAGAGCUAUGAUGCAAUUGUUGUAGAGCAGUGGACUGUCCUGAAGGGAGUCGAAGUGCAGACAGAUUACGUCCCGCUGCUGAAUUCCCUUGCCGUGUAUGGCUGGCAGGUGACCUGCGUCCUCCCCACGCCCAUUGUGAAGACAAACAGGGAGGGGAAUUUAUCUACAAAGCAAAUUGUAUUUCUUCAGAGACCUUCUUUGCCCCAGAAAGCAAAGAAGAAAGAAUCUAAGUUUCACUGGAGGUUCUCCAAAGACAACAUGCACAGCAAACAAAUGAAGAAUUCUGCAAAGGCUAAACUAAGUACUAGGGAGAAGCAAAUGGCAGAGGAGAAGCAGGAAUUUGAAGUCAUAGAGAACACAAGAAACUUGGAAGCACAAAUCCCAACAGCAACCAAGCCUGAUCCAGAGCAGCAGCUGGACGAGGUCAUAGACUUGGGAGAUGAGGCAGCUGAGACUGAUGGCACAGGUACCCUCCAGGAUGGGGCGUCAGAAGAAGCGUGUCCCGCCGGCUGUGCCACCAGUGAUGGUGCCAGCCAGGGCGCGGGCGUGGGUGGCUGCGGUGCGGGGCAGGCCGCAGAGCACGGGGACGCCGCGCCGCUGUCAGACGGCGGCAGCGAUGCGGCAGGGCAGGAUCUGGACGGCUCCUGCGAGUAGGACCUGCGCUUCAGGAGUCCUGUGAGUUGCUUGUCCAAGACAAAAGAAGAGAUUUUGCUAACCGCCAUUGCUAACUCCAUUGCUCAAUUCAGCGUUUCUUUGGCAUUGUACUUACUUUGCUCCUUAGCACACCGGCAUCUUGAUGUUUUAAGUAGCUACAGGGCCUGGGCUUUUUAAGCCACAGAAAUGACUUGCAAAACCAUCCCCUGCGCAGAGUGGGAAAUGCCCUACGCUAUCUCCUACAGCUACUCUUGAAAUUCGAAAGUAGGGACUGGACACGUACUCGGGUUUUCCUGUGACCGACCCUGGCAAACUAGGUUUGUGCUUGGGCCAUGGCAAACGUUCCACUUGGUCAUAUUUUACUCUGUAAUACUUUCUUGUCCACAUAUCUUUGCUGGAGAAGUUACUGUGCCAUAUGUUAUUUUGCCAUUAAGCUUAUAGUGUCAUGAAAAUGGUAUUUGGGCUUGAACAGGCUGAAAUUGGAAAGCUUAAAUAAGAUGGCUGUUAUCUGUGUUAAUCUCAAAUAGCAUGCUUACUCGUGAUACUCUCUUCCAGAAUUUUAUUAAAUACUGCAGAUCUUCAAGCAGUAAGCAAAUCAUGUACCUAUUGCAGGCACACUGGGUAACCAAACCCCAGGGGAAGUUGGUGUGAGGCAGGCGAUUCCAAUGUAAAAUGCAAUUUCCGAGAGACUCGCGUCUCUGUUCUCUCUUUGCCACCCAGCAGUUCAUCAGUAGUUGUGGGGUCUUCAGAAGACAGAAAAUCAGGAAACAGAAAAGUACAGGUAAAAUGUGCUUAAUUCUUUCAGUGGCCAUCUUCACUAAAAUUGGAAUCAGAGGUCACCUCCCGAGCCAGGUGAUUUUCCACCACUUCCUCUCUGAUACAAAAUAUGUUGUGAGAAGGAACUGAAAUUGUAGACAAAUAGCAGGGGCCAGUGGCAAACAGAUGUCACUAAAUACCUUCACAGAGGGGCUUUUUUAUACAAGCAACCAUGUUUUGGGACUGAUACCUAACAGAAUUCUGUAAAACUACCAACAUUAAGAUGUUUGGAGUUACGUUAAAAUAUUUACAAGUGAAUGUACAUGUAUCAUACAGUUUCUGUGCCAAUGUUCUCCCCGUACUUUGGUGUUCUCAAAAAAUGUAGGAAGUAGUUGUUUCUCUCUUCUUAACCACCUUCAUCCCUAUUUAGAAGUGGUCAGGUAAUGUGGUAGGAAGGUGAGAAAUAUAUUCUACGUUCCCCUGAUUUUGUGAGUUUUUUGAAGCAAGAGCUCUAAGUGAUUUGCUGUUUUUUUCCCUCGACUGAUUUGUGCCUGGUGAUUUUCUUUAGUCUUCAAACCAAAAUGCUGUACAAGGAACUGUGUUCUGUACCAAAUGCACACCCAAAGCAGUUCAAAAGCAUCUUCCACACCUAAAAAUUACACAGUUGGCAGAACAUGGCAGAGAAAGGAAAAAUCAUACCAUUUUCAAUAUUCAUCUAAUUGGGAUAAGGGCACUCAAGUUGAAACCACUCCAUUUCACACACACAAAGCAUGGGGGUGGUAUUUAUGUCAUUGAUUAAAGAGCUUUUAAUUUAGAGUUCACUGGUUUAACCACAGGACUGUAAGCAACUUCAAUUUCUGGGAGUAUUUUUCUAUUGUUUUAUCCUGUUCCUUGAGAUUAGGCUGCAGUUCCAAGAGCCUCAAAAACACAUUGUUUCAGUUGUUCUACUUCAGUACAAGAUUUCUGCUCUGUACAGUUUUAAGUACCUGUCUGCAAAUUUUAUUAGCGUAAGAUCCUUCUACCCAUGGUUUCUAUUUCAAGGAGUAGCUUUGUAUUAAUCUUGUUUAAAAAAUCACUAUAUUUAAUGACAUUUUACUAGUAGAAAGUGUUGCAGUAGAAAGAACUCUCCAAAUACUUUUUAAAUAGAAAACAUUUCUUGGAUUGCAAUUUGAUCUUGUUGAACUGGAUCCCAAAAAGAGAAAUAAAAGUCAUGAGGAGAU